AUGGUCUGUCUCAAGACGAUGUCGUAUUGGUGGAAUCUCGAUAAUCGCCACUUUAGUUCUUCGUCUUCCCUCCGCGCUACGUCCUUAAUCUCUCCCUCUCCCUCUCUCGCAAUCAAAGCAAAGCUAAGCUCUUCCACAGCACGAGUUUCGUGUCUAAAGAUUAAGAAGAUUGUUGUGAAAAAUGGACACAAAAGCAAUGGCGAAAUCGAAGAGAGCUCACACUCAACACCACACCAAAAAACCACAUUCCGUUCAGAAGCUGCAAGGGAACCAAACCAAAACUCCGGUUCAAUCUCGGCUACCGUCGAAUUGGGAUCGGUACGAUGAUGAACUCAAUCUGGCUUCUGGUGAUGUGUUGUCGACAACUAGUUCGGAUGCGAUCGUGGCAAAGAGCAAAGGAGCAGAUUAUCUGAAUUUGAUAUCCGAAGCUCAAUCCGAGUCUCAAUCAAAGAUUGACAUCAAUCCAGAUUCUCUAGAUGAUCUUUUGCACGAUGAGUUUAGUCGUGUGGUUGGAUCUAUGAUCUCCGCUAGAGGGGAAGGUAUACUUUCAUGGAUGGGAGAUGAUAACUUUGUUGUCGUGGAAGAAGAUGGAUCAGCUGAGCCUGGUUUCCUCUCGUUGGAUUUGAAUGCGUUGGAGAAAAUGCUAGAGAAAGUGGAUGUGCAUGAGAGACUUUACAUUGACGCUGAUCUUUUGCCUUCUGAGCUGCGUACAGCUCAAUCACACGCUGUGACAACGAGGCUGAAUGAGCCAGUUCAACAAGAAUCUAGUGGAAAGAUCGAGUCAGUCGAUGCACAAGGAGGAUCAUCAGUCUUGGAGGGUGAGUCUAUAGAUCAAGCGAAGGACGUACCAAUUCUCACAGAGAAGUCUUCAGCAAUUGAAGCUGAUCUUGAUUUCCUUCUCGGCUCCUUUAGUGAGGAGACCAACCCAGUGGCCAGUGUCUCCAGUAGUCAGAAGCCUUCUGUCAAAAGAUCUUCAGAUUUUGAAACUGACCUGGACUCUCUUCUCAACUCUCAUGGUGCAGAAGAACCAUUCAAUAAACAGGCGAACCCAUCUGAUCAAAAGCUUAACACGACGGGUUUUGUUGACGUGCUUGAUGAUUUGCUGGAGAGUUCUUCAUUACCAAUCAAACCACAGGGGAAGCAGGCCUCUUCGUCGUCGACAGUUGGAAAAUCAAAAGUUUUAGAUGAGUUUGAUUCUUGGUUAGAUACGAUUUGAUUUUGUUUGUUAGCUGUGUACUUUCUUUUCUUUUGUAUCACCUAGAUAAACGAGAAUAUUCUACUUUGUAAUCUUAUACAAAAGAAAACAUCUGGUAGCAUUUAUAUCUAGUUGCAAUUUUAAAUCUUUUACAGAGUUAUGAAAGCUUCAGUGUUCGG
Eruca vesicaria subsp. sativa (arugula) is the source of this 1374-nucleotide messenger RNA. The record is from the annotation of a GenBank genome assembly. NCBI's taxonomy places the organism in Eukaryota, Viridiplantae, Streptophyta, Magnoliopsida, Brassicales, Brassicaceae.